This is a messenger RNA of Thamnophis sirtalis, 1981 nucleotides long. The record is from RefSeq and is a predicted model, not a curated record. Lineage: Eukaryota; Metazoa; Chordata; Lepidosauria; Squamata; Natricidae.
UCGGGCUUAGCCUCCGCCGCGUGGCCCGCGCGCGCGGAAGGCUGCGCGCGCAUUUCAGCACCCCGCCGGCUUGGUAAGAAAAAAACGACUCGCUCGUCUUCUUCUAUUGCGGGUUUUUGUCGGUGCGGUGCGGAACAGGCAGAAGUUCAACAGGCAUGACUUGCCGGCAAUGGAUGCAGCGGGGGAUGAAGUAUAGGUAGUCCUCGACCUGAGACCACAAUUGAACCCGAAAUUGAUUUUGUGAAACAGUUGGUAUCACUUGCUGAACCUUAAAAAAGUAGACAUGUCAAUGGGAGAAACCCCCAAUAAAAUAAGCUACUUGAAACCCUUGAAGUCACUGGAGCCUGAUUCGUUGUUGAAACUCCUGAAAACAUCUAUAGUACAUGCGGAUGGUACCCUCGUGGCCAUUAACAAACCUUGUGGUAUCCCUAUAUCAGGCAAGCCAGAAGACCUGACUUUGCAAUCUGUUCUGCCACAGCUAAGCCAGAUUCUAAAUCUCCCACAAGAUCUCCAGGUGAUCAAAGCUCCAGAAAAGGAAGGUUCUGGACUUGUUCUGCUGUCAAGCUGCCCAAACACCACCCGAUAUCUCCAAGAUUUUUAUAGUCAGCGCAAGAAGAAAAAACAUCCAGUUGCUACUUACUGUGCUGUUACUACCAGGACUCCAGUAGCUACGGAAGGAGAAAUUAAUACAGGCCUCAAGAUGGUGGACGUUGAUGGCUUUGACAUGGUAGUGCCGGUGGCUUCCCCUUCUCGCAAGAGCCUCCAAGCCAAGGAGGUGAAAAGGACACUGUCGUACUACAAAGUGCUAGACUCAAAGGAGGGCUGUGCCCUGUUGCAGCUGCAGCCAGUGACAACUUUCCGGAACCAGCUGCAGGUACACCUGACCUUGAUCCUGAGCCCUCUGCUAGGAGACCACAUGUAUUCGUCUCGGGUGGGAACAGUUCUUGGAGAACCUUUUCUCUUGCCUGCUGAGGAGACUCCGCCCCGGACACAGGCUCUGGAGGAACAUAUGAUGCAAAAGCUCCGGUUACGGCCACAAGUGAUGUUUCGCUUGCAGCUCCACCUCCACCUCCACCAACUUCUGCUCCCUGAGGGUUGCUGUUCUUCCUGCACUCUAUUGGUGGCGCCCCCUCCUCCUUUUUUCCUCCAGACACUUCGUAGCCUCGGACUUAACCUGCCCCCUAUGAGCAGCAAGCAGUGAAAAAGUCUGCAAAGCAUUUGUCCUGGAUUCGUUCACUGCUGACAACCCAGUCAAGUGGAUGCAGCUGCCGUUAAAAUCUAGGCCCACACAAGGAAAAGGUCAUGUCAUUGUGGAAGAAAGCUUCUGCUCCUUCUGGGAAGAGGCUCAGAUGUAUUCCACCACAGUUGCUUGAAUAGGUGGCGUACAAAUGACUGGCAGUGGAAAAAAUGCUUAUCAAAAAGUAUGAGAGGAAGGAAAUUUCUAAGUAAAAACCUCCUUUAUAACUAGUUGGUAUAAUCUGGCUACAGAAGGUACCAUAUUUUUUGGAGUGUAAAACACACUUCCCCCCUCCCCCCAAAAGACGGUGAAGAUUUGGGUGUGUUUUAUACACCGAAUAUAGCCCUGCCCACCUGCUGGCCCCCAUCCUUCGGCCUCCGCCGUCCUCUCAAACAGAGCUUUUGGAGGUUGCAAACUCAGCUGCUCAAAUGGAGCUUUCAGAGGGUGAAAAAGAAAGGUGCAGAAGCCAAAAUGGCUACCUGGAACAGCUGCUACCUUGUCGGACCGGUUCCGCACUUCGCCUGCUGUACUCACUGGACCGAUCAGCUGCAUUUUUGAAGCUGUGUAUCUGCCCCAACGAGGCACGUGUGAGUGUAGUGAUUGUAUGCACACGGGCUUUCACAAUCAACAAACCUGUUGUAAAGUUUACCUAUGGGAACAGCUGAUGGGUAUUCCAGGAGGCUGAUCCACCAGCCAAUCAGCUGCUUGUGCUGAAUCAGGCUAAUGUGCUGAAGCUGACCAGGC